AAACCCUCUAAAACCCUAGCAGCACUCUUAUAAAAACACACCCACAGGCGCAGCUUCAACCCCACGACGCCAUUUCCUCUCUCUGACAACUUCUCUCGCUAUUCGCAGUCUCUUUACUCCAAAGCAAAGAUGAGACCUCCUCUAACUGGUGGACGUGGUGGUGGUGGGUUCAGUGGUGGACGUGGUGGCGGUGGAUUCAGUGGUGGACGAGGAGGUAGCUCUGGAGGUAGAGGUAGGGGAGGAGGAGGAAGAGGUUUUGGAGACCGUGGUGGACGUGGCGGCGGUAGAGGAAUGAGCAGAGGCAGAGGAGGACCCGGACGUGGCAGAGGAGCACCCGGAGGACGUGGAGGUAUGAAGGGAGGCAGCAAAGUGAUUGUGGAGCCACACAGACACGCGGGAGUGUUCAUUGCCAAGGGUAAAGAAGAUGCCCUUGUCACUAGGAACUUGGUUCCUGGUGAAGCUGUUUACAACGAGAAGAGGAUCUCUGUUCAGAAUGAAGAUGGAACCAAGAUUGAAUACAGAGUGUGGAAUCCUUUCCGUUCUAAGCUUGCGGCUGCUAUUCUUGGUGGUGUUGAUAACAUUUGGAUUAAACCUGGUGCUAAAGUUCUUUACCUUGGUGCUGCUUCUGGAACCACAGUCUCUCAUGUGUCUGAUCUUGUUGGACCCGAGGGAUGUGUCUACGCAGUUGAGUUUUCUCACAGAAGUGGGAGAGAUUUGGUGAACAUGGCGAAGAAGAGGACUAACGUUAUCCCAAUCAUUGAAGAUGCUAGACACCCUGCUAAGUACAGAAUGCUUGUAGGCAUGGUUGAUGUUAUCUUCUCUGAUGUUGCUCAGCCUGAUCAGGCUAGGAUUGUGGCUUUGAAUGCAAGCUUCUUCCUCAAAACUGGAGGUCACUUUGUGAUCUCAAUCAAGGCAAACUGUAUCGACUCAACAGUUCCAGCUGAAGCUGUGUUUCAGAGCGAAGUGAAGAAGCUCCAACAAGAGCAGUUCAAGCCGGCAGAGCAAGUGACGCUUGAGCCAUUUGAGCGUGACCAUGCUUGUGUCGUUGGUUCCUACCGUGCCCCUAAGAAGGCCAAGGCUGCUACUGCCGCUUAGAAACUCCUUUGUGUUUGGAGUUUGUUUGUUUUUCAGUUUCUGCUUCUGUCAUGUUUCUCUUUUAGAAUCUGUAGUGUUUUAGAAUCUGUUAAACCAGACUUGGAACUCAUCAGUUGUUAAAUCAGAUUUUGCUUGUUGAGAAAGUUUUAAUAGUAGUUGGUCUCAUUUAUGGCA
Raphanus sativus (radish) is the source of this 1269-nucleotide messenger RNA. RefSeq names its product rRNA 2'-O-methyltransferase fibrillarin 2. The transcript has 7 exons. The record is from RefSeq and is a predicted model, not a curated record. Gene Ontology annotation, cellular component: box C/D methylation guide snoRNP complex; nucleolus; small-subunit processome. NCBI's taxonomy places the organism in Eukaryota, Viridiplantae, Streptophyta, Magnoliopsida, Brassicales, Brassicaceae. Gene Ontology annotation, molecular function: rRNA methyltransferase activity; RNA binding; histone H2AQ104 methyltransferase activity. Gene Ontology annotation, biological process: box C/D sno(s)RNA 3'-end processing; rRNA methylation. Bases 130 to 1095 code for a protein of 321 amino acids.